AUGCCCAAAUUCAAGCAGCGAAGAAGAAAGUUAAAAGCCAAAGCAAAAAGAUUAUUCAAAAGAAAAGAAGCCUCUCACUUUCAGUCUAACCUAAUUACACCUCCUCCUCCACCACCCUCACCAGAAAGAGCGGUUAUUCCUUCAACAGAUAUACCCAUUAGCAGAAGCUGGCUAAGACUCUCCUGGAACUUCAGAUUUCCCAGUUUUAAAAAUGCAAUAAAGCUUUGGACAAAUAGAGUAUGGUCUAUAUACAGCUGGUGCCAGAGCUGCAUGAUCCAGAGUUUAGAAGUAUUAAAAAACACCAUCUUUCCAUCCCGUCUCUGCCACCAAGAACUUCGAAGUCUAAAACAACGGUUUUGCAUUUUGGAAGAUGAAGUAUGCAAGCUCCAGGAGGCACUGAAGGCCGUCUCAGAAAAUUCCUCACGUCCCAGCUGUGGGCAAGCGUGUCACAUGGGUGGUAAGCUUCCAGACGUGCCCGCCUGUGCUCCAGCCAGCCCUGCAGACUCCGCAGAUCUCCGUCCUCCCUCCCCAGCUCAGCCCGCCAGUCGUCCUCCUCCUCUUCCUCCCCCUCCUCCCCCGCCUCCCCCUCUGCCUCCGCCCCCACCACCGACAGCACCAUUGCUGCUCAAAAAAUCUGCUCUCACGAAAGCACUUCAGGCUGGACCAUUAAAAAAACAUGGACCCCUGCAGAUAACAGUUAAAGAUCUACUGACUGUGAAAUUAAAGAAGACACAGAGUUUGGAUGAAAGGAGGAUGCUUGUACCAUCACCAAAGGUACAGAACCCACUGGUUACUGUCUCUGACCUGCAGCGCGUUACCCUGAAACCAAAGUCCACAGUGUUGUCAACUCGAGUUACAAAUGUCUUAAUUACUCCUGGUAAAAGUCAGUUAGAUCUACGGAAACUACUUAGAAAAGUCGAUGUGGAAAGGAGCCCAGGUGGAACCCCGCUUACUAAUAAAGAAAAUCUGGAAACAGGAACUGGGCUGACCCCAGUAAUGACCCGGGCCUUGAAGAGAAAAUUUCAGCUGGCUCACCCUAGAAGCCCAACUCAAACUCUGCCAGUUUCUACAAGCAACUUUGAUGAACAAAACUGA
Molecule: messenger RNA, 1095 nt
Organism: Rangifer tarandus platyrhynchus (Svalbard reindeer)
Lineage: Eukaryota; Metazoa; Chordata; Mammalia; Artiodactyla; Cervidae
Source: the annotation of a GenBank genome assembly